Messenger RNA from Acaulospora morrowiae, 1743 nucleotides. NCBI's taxonomy places the organism in Eukaryota, Fungi, Glomeromycota, Glomeromycetes, Diversisporales, Acaulosporaceae. The record is from the annotation of a GenBank genome assembly.
AAUAGAACACCUACCUGUCACCCGCGACGACCAUUCCGCAAGAGGUUCAAAGACAGGGAGAGUACCCCUUAUGUCUCGAAUCUUCGCGACCACGACGUAAGGAAAGAGAGGCCGAUCAGGAAGAAAUUACGCCUGGAAGCUUACCAACCACGCACAAAGAGGGAGGCCUUUGAGAAGGCAAAAGAAGGACCCAGGACAGAAGAAAAAGGGAGUGACGAAAGCGAGUUAGUGUCUGAACCAGCUGCAUCCGAAGAAACAAUCAAGCUAAGUACAAUGUUUAUCUCUUACGAAAUUGAAGACAUUGGAGUGCUGAGCGAUAGGGUGAGAGUGAAGGAACUCGAAAGCAGCGAGAGAGACAUCAACGCAGUAGAAGCCGGAAAGGAACCAGGAAAGGAUGAUAAGUUAGUGACUCUAGAACAAGUAAAAGAAUGCCAUUAUGGAAGGAAGAGGGACGACCAACGAGAAGACGAACCACGAAGUACCUGGUACGGAACCACGCUAGCCUCAAAGGAACAUGACGAUGAGAUGUGGAAAUCACAGGGAGAUCUGGUUGUAACUGAGAUUCGUUUUGAGAGGGCUAAUGCGAGAGGCGUGAUGUCAGAAACGUCUGGAAGUAGAGAAUCGAAUCGAGUCGAUGGAGGACCUACCAUAAGAAUACUGGACAAGUGCGAGAAUAGGUUGGACAGUCAUGAUAAAAUCGUACCCGUCAAUACAAUUGAACCUAUUAAAAAGAAAGAAGAGGAGCCAGACAGGUACUGUAAUGAUGACGAUGAUACCAUACUCGCAAAACGAGAUGUCCAUCUAUCAGAGAAGAACAGAGUAAUGUUGGUACUGACCAGUGAUAUCACGAUUGCAAAUUGUGAUGACCCGGGAGAACGUAGCAAAAAGGAAAAUGAAGAAUUAGUAAUUAAUGGCACGAGGUAUUGGAACACAGACAGACUUACCAUGAAGAGACCUAAAGCGAAUAGGGUGGGGUUGAGAUAUUAUAAUGAAGAAUGGAUCACGAUUUAUAAGCGGGAUGCCCACCCUUCUGAGGGUAAAAUGGAGUAUGAAACAGAAGGAGUGACAAUGUUCAUAAGUAUGUGGGAACUAUGGGACCCUGAGGACAGCAGAAAUGAUGAUAUUACAGAAGAGGAAUUCACAAACGAUGACAAAUUAGCAGAUCAAGAUCAUUGGUGGGAACGAUACUAUGGGAAAAAGGAUACAACUGUCGGCAUGCCUAUUAACUACCAAGAUGAUGAGGACAAAGUAGUGUUGAUACCAACCAGUGUCAUCACGAUUAUAAGUUGUGAUGAUCCGGGAGGACUUAAAAAAAAAGUGAACCGAGAAUUAACAAUUGGUGAUAGGAAGUAUGGUGAUGCACACGGACUUACUGAUGGGAGACCUGAUGCAAGUGGAGGUGGAUUGGGAUGUCAUGAGGAUGGAGGGACGAUAACCAAUGACCUCGCUGAUGAAAAUAAAAUGGAGGAUGAAAUGAAGGAAGGGAUGGUGGCACCUGAAUACGAAAAAUGGUGGCAAUGGACGAACACGCUCAAGGAGUUAAGGAUAGCAUACAUAGACAUCAUUGCAAAACUAAUACACUCCACAAUGAUGAUUAUUGUCAUAACGGUUCGGAUAAUCAAUGGAACUGUCUUGAAAUCUGAGUGUGCAGGAAUAAUGCGAUGUAUUGGUAGUAUUAGCAGGAAGGUCGGUUGGUGCACAGAAGGAUGGAGGGAAAGAGAGUGUGAAAAGAGAACACAAUGA